ACUGCGCGUGCUUUAGUCUCAUCACAGAAUGACAGCGGCAGGACGGAUAAUUGUGCGCUCCUGGUGACUCUCUAUUAAUCCGGACUGGGAGUCUGCGGAGUCCGAAGAUGCACUUUAGGGUCUAAUUUUGGACUUCAUUUAGCCUACCCAGUGUACCAGUGAUGAAUAUCUGUCCCAAACGCAUGGAAAAUAACUUCCCUUUAUUCAUUUGUAUGCUGCACGUUUAUGAAUACGAUCCAAUCUAAACUGAACGACUAAAAAAACUUGUAUCUUUGCCUCAUCAAAAGGGAGUUCACGCGGGUUUUCGCAGAAAUGGCUCCGUGGAUUUGAUCUUUAUGACCGAACAGGGCAGCGCAACAGGACGCAGUUCAUCGCAUCUGCUUCAUCACAAUAUCGAGUGUUUAACGCUUCAUUGCCGUUAUGAUGUGACUCGUUAGUGAAACUGAAGCUGCUCAGGUGAGAAGCAUCGGCAUCUCCGCUCCCUGUCACCUGAGAUGGCCAUCAACAUCACCGGCUCCAUGCGUGAUUCAGAUGGUUUGUCCGUCCUGGAGCAGCUGGGUCUGGACCAGAACUCAGAUUUCUCAGACUCCAGCGUGCAGCAGCGGUUGGACGAGCAGCGCGAGAAGAUCCGGAGGGAGAUCCGGAAAGAGCUGAAGAUAAAAGCGGGUGCGGAGAACCUGCGGCGGGCCACAACUGACAAACGCAAUGCCCAUCAGGUGGAGAGCCAAUUACGCAGCUCCAGCCGCAAGCUGGACUCACUCCACACUCAGCUGCAAGAGCUGGACGCCCACAUCGUGAUCAAGGGUCACGAUGACAGCAAAGAUGACCUUCAGUCUGUCAGGACACCAAGUCGCUCCUCAGCCAAUCAGGACAGGAUUAAGGCUUUGGAGCGACAGCUCAACAUCGAACUGAAGGUCAAACAGGGGGCAGAGAACAUGAUCCCCAUCUACGCCAAUGGGGUUACCAAGGAUAAGAAGCUGCUUCAGUCGGCUCAGCAGAUGCUGCAGGACAGUAAGACGAAAAUCGACAUUAUCCGUAUGCAGAUCCGUAAAGCCAUACAGGCCACCGAACAGACAGAUGACACACAAGCAGGUAAGCCGGAUCUGUGCGGGAUGGAGCUGCGUAUCGAGGAGCUCUGGCAUCAUUACCGAGUGGAGCACGCCAUGGCCGAGGGCGCCAAAAACAUGAUGAGACUUCUAGGAGCUGGAAAAGCACAGGACAAGAAAGCCAUCGCUGAGGCUCAGAGUCGUCUGAGUGAAGCGUCCCAGCGGUUGGAUCUUCUGCGAGUGUCGUUGGAGCAGCGGUUGGUGGAUCUACCGGAAGAACAUCCGAAAGCGUGCCUGAUUAAAGAGGAGUUGGUGUUGGCGUCGUCCUCGGCCUUCAGCUCCCAUCACAGCGCCCCCUACGUUCACAAUCAGUACAGCACCCUCAGCAAACCCUCGCCGCUCACCGGGACGCUGCAGGUGCGUCUGCUGGGGUGUGUGGGGCUGCUGGAGGUCGUCCCGGGUCGUAAUCGUACGUCUCCUGUCGCCCUGCCUCACUUCAAUCCAGGAGACGGACGACCGUUCAAACUCACUCUGAGCAGCAGAAGCACCAGCUUCAGCCUGAAGAGUCCCAGCAAGUGCGAAGAUCUGUCCUCGGAGGUGAGCGCUGUGUUGAAGCUGGAGAACUGUGUGGUGGGUCAGACGUGUUGGAAAAGUGUUGGUGAACAGACGUGGAAUCAGAGCUUCACUUUGGAGCUGGAGAGGUCCAGAGAGAUGGAGAUCGCGGUGUACUGGAGGGACUAUCGCUCGCUCUGCGCUCUGAAGUAUUUGAAGCUGGAGGACUUUCUGGACAAUCAGAGACACCGAAUACAGCUAGAGCUGGAACCGCAGGGACUGCUGCUGGCCGAGGUGAUGUUCAUCAACCCUGUGAUAGAGAGAGGCCCACGUUUACAGCGCCAGAGGAAGGUGUUUUCUAAACAGCAGGGGAAAGCAUUCCUGCGCGCUAAACAGUUGAACGUUGACAUGGCGACUUGGGUUCGUCUGCUGAAGAACGCCAUUCCCAUGAGCUCCUCCACACACAGCUACACACAACACACCGGCACACACAACAGCAGCGAGAUUUCCAUUCAGAAGAUCCAACUGGACGGCGACUCUCCUCCGUCUGUGACGAGGAGAAACACACAGACGUCUGAAACGGUGGACAUUGGCCCAGCGAUGGAGCCGGCCUCUCUUCCUGAUCCUGCUCCUCCUGAGAAGGCUGUCAGGAUCAGUUCCCAUAAUUCCCAGCGCAGGUCGUCCAAAAGCUCUCUGUGUCUUCAGGAUUUCCGAAUGAUCGCAGUGCUCGGCCGGGGACAUUUUGGCAAGGUACUUCUGUCUGAAUACAGACGCUCAGGAAAGAUGUACGCCAUCAAGGCUCUGAAGAAAGGGGACAUUGUGGCGCGGGAUGAGGUAGAGAGUUUGAUGUGUGAAAAGCGAAUCUUCGAGACGGUGAACAGCGCGCAGCAUCCGUUCCUGGUGAACCUGUUUGCAUGUUUUCAGACACCAGAACAUGUGUGUUUUGUCAUGGAGUACACGGCCGGCGGUGACCUGAUGAUGCACAUACACGCCGACGUCUUCUCUGAAACUCGCUCCGUGUUUUAUUCUGCCUGUGUUGUUUCGGGGCUUCAGUUUCUUCAUGAUAAUAAGAUUGUUUAUCGAGAUCUGAAGCUGGAUAACCUGCUGCUGGAUACUGAAGGUUACGUGAAAAUUGCAGACUUCGGUCUCUGUAAAGAGGGAAUGGGUCAUGGGGACAGAACCAGCACAUUUUGUGGGACUCCAGAGUUUCUUGCUCCUGAGGUUUUGACGGACACGUCCUACACAAGAGCCGUGGACUGGUGGGGUCUCGGCGUGCUCAUUUACGAGAUGCUGGUCGGAGAGUCACCGUUCCCAGGUGACGAUGAAGAGGAGGUGUUCGACAGCAUUGUAAAUGAUGAAGUACGUUACCCAAGAUUCCUCUCCACCGAGGCUAUUGGCAUCAUGAGACGGCUGCUGAGGCGCAAUCCUGAGAGACGGCUGGGCUCCGGUGAAAGAGAUGCAGAGGAAAUAAAGAAACAACCAUUCUUUAGAAAUAUGGACUGGGAUGCGCUUUUGCAGCGGAAAGUUCCACCUCCAUUUGUUCCCGCUUUGACAGGAAAAGAAGACGUCAGUAACUUCGACGCCGAGUUCACAAAUGAGGCUCCAACACUGACACCUCCUCGUGAGCGCCGGACCCUCUCACGCAAAGACCAAGACUACUUCAGGGACUUCGACUAUGUCUCGGACUUCUGCUAGGGUACAAGGGUGCAUAUUGAAGCUGCUAGGUGUGGGAGAUGUGGACCAUUGUAACGUCCUAGCAUGGUUCUCGCACCCUAGUUCCCAUCUAGGGUGAUAAUCAUGAGGAUUCACGCACCUCCCAGUGAAACAGGGAAUGCUGACAGGCUAUACGCCUCUGAUGACUGUAGAAGGUACAUCAAACAUGAAGAGAUUCAAGAAUCCAGAUAAUGUGAAGCUCUGUGGUGUAUCUGAAAGCUGGUGGUCAAGAAGUUUUCUUGUCCUAUUUGGCAGGAUUUUCAAUCAGACUUGUUCAUGACAUGACCCAAAAUCCUUAGCACCAGACGUCCAAGUAGUCAACUGGAAUCUCAUGAAUAGAGUGCUGCAGGGAUAAUGUAUUUUUGGAGGCCAAAACCCAGAAAUGAGCAUUUUAGCACUUUCAGUUCCAUCACCUUGAAGUCAAUGGGUUUUUUGAAUGGGUUUUUGGUUAAAUGCCUGAAAUAAGGUCUGUGCACAGUAAACUCCCCGGUGUUAAAUUAACUCUGUGUUCAUAUGGGAACCACCAGCAGGGUGUUAAAAGUAACAUCGAAGCAGAGUUAAUUAGAUAGUUAAGUGAUUGACUGAGUGAUGAUUGUUUGAUUAUUGAACACACCUGAUGAAAACGAGCAGAAUCACUUUGUAAACACUGAUACAAAGACUACAAACUGACAUAAAAACACCAAUCACCAUAAUGGUGACCAAAUAUUUUCAAUAAAACAUCAACAUCUAAAUCUAUCAAUUCACAAAAAGAACUGUAGACAAAUGACAGAAAUAAAGUCAGUCUGGUUUGUAAUAAGAGAGAUUUAAUGUGUUUUCAGUUGAUUUCGUCUAAGGCUGUGGCUGGAAGUCAGUUGUAGUGCUUGUGUUUCUCUUUCCUUCAGUGAUUGUGCUCAUUAUCAUCAGGUGUCCUCAAUAAUCAAACAAUCAUCACUCAAUUAAUCACUUAAGUAUCUAAUUAACUGCUUCGGUGGUUCCCAUAUGAACACCGAACAGUGUUAAUUUAACACAGGGUAAUUUACUGUGUGGUAAAUACAAGCCCAAUAUUUUCAAAGAUACUUUCACUUUUUAUGCUGCAAUAUAAAAUACAUCAAUAAUACCCCCUUGUGAUUUUUUAAAAAGCUUUUACUUGUCUUGAAAAAGGCAGUUGCUAACAAGUGUCUAGAGGUUGUCGUGACAUUAAACGGCAUAACAUUAAACAGGUAAUCUCAUCUACUCGCUAAUCCGCGCUCUUGCAAACUAUUCUAACCAAACUUUCAAGGACAAUGUUUUUAAAUAAACCUGAAAAAGUUGUCGGAAGCUUAACUCUUUUCCCGCUAGCGUUUUUUUAAAAAGUUGCCAGCCAGUGCUAGCUAUUUUGAUCAUUUUCACAAAAUUUUCAUGCCCCCCAGAAUAUUUUGUUGUAGGAAUAUCUGAACAUACAAUAUAUAAAAAUAAAUAACAGAGCCUCUGCUUUUAAACAAAAAAAAGCAUUUUAUUCUACCUUUAUGCAUUUAAGUUUCAUGUACCGUUAAGUUUCAUUUAAAAAAAAAAAAAAAAGCAAAAAAGCUUUUGUCAAAGACUACGUCCAGAACGGAUUCAGAACGGAUCGAAAUGUAGAUGGAGGAAAUCGAUCACCCCCAAAGCUUCACAGUCCUAAACCUCUUCAUGGGUCGACAUUUCAUUCGGUAACAUCAGGCAGUUUUGAUUAAUAUGCCGUUUAAUGUUUGAUGAUUGCGUUAGCUUACUUGUGAGUAAGCAAUGCUUCUAUCACUUGUUUCUGCUUCUUUGUCACUUGUGUUUUGUUCUGGAGAUUCUGUACUCUUUCAAAGUUGCGUAAAAGCGUAUAACCGUGAAAACGUGGAUUGCCGGAAAAACUUGUCAAUGGUGGGUAAGCGUUGUGUCAUAAAUGAUGGCAAAUCCAAAAGCCAAUGGAACCAGGGUGAUGCAAACUACAAAAAUAUGUCAUCACUGCAGUGCUCUGUGGGAGCUUGUUGACUAGUGGAGUCAUUUCAUGGUACUGACCCCAGUAAAAUGUCUUACUGAAUUCUCCCUUCAUCUCUCUCUCUCUGUCUUUUUUUUCUACCAGUGUUUCUGACUAACACACAUGACUCAGUGAAUGUUUACUUAUGUAAUACACUUAUUUAACCACACAAGGGCGCCAGAGAGUUUGAAAGAAAUGUGGAAACACUGUUGUGUCAGGUGGGAUCUUUGAGUUUGUAUGAGUUCACUCUGUUAUGAGCAUGCCCAUUAAUGAAAUGAGAGUCUGCAGCAUCAUUGACUUCUAGAUUUGUAUUUUUAGAGAUUAUUUAGUUGUUGUUUUUUUCUUUGUCACUGAAACUUGACUAAUUAUGAAAAUGCUACGCCUGAAAAUUACUAUAUUAAACAACUCAACUCUU
Molecule: messenger RNA, 5686 nt
Organism: Ctenopharyngodon idella (grass carp)
Lineage: Eukaryota; Metazoa; Chordata; Actinopteri; Cypriniformes; Xenocyprididae
Gene: pkn1b
Product: protein kinase N1b
Exons: 22
Coding region: 495-3293 (932 amino acids)
Biological process (GO): signal transduction; protein phosphorylation
Molecular function (GO): ATP binding; small GTPase binding; protein serine/threonine kinase activity
Source: RefSeq, a predicted model, not a curated record